UUAAAAUCGAUGUACUCUGUGAUAAAAAUUUUAGAAAAAUCCUCCAUUCCAUUCUCUUCUUAGCAUCUGUUUCAAUUUUUUUAUUAUAAAUUUCACACUGCACACGAAUUAACUAAUAUUUUUUUAAUAUUACUUUUCUUAUUCCGAUGUUGUAAACAUUCUAUUCUAGUGCAAUUUUUUUAAAUUAAGUCGCCAUGGAAGACCCAUCGAGUGAUGACGAAGUUCAAGAUUCACCACUUAGUCCCAAAUUAGGUGGUAAAAAGCUGAAAUUGAAUGAUGGGAGUUCUCAGGACAGUAUCAUGGAUGCAGCUGCAUCUGCUAAUAAAGGUGAGAAGGAUGAGAAUGUGGAUAGUGGCGUGUCUGCUGACAAGUCUGAGAGCACUAGCAGCGACGAUCGAGUCGCGGGGCCGGGCGAGGGGCCCUCUAAUCAGUUCGUGAACGCAGCACCUUCAAGUAGCAAUGUUCGUGCCAUUCUUUUGAAUAUUAGAAGACCUAAACGCGGUCGAAAUUAUAGAAAAAGGAAAACGCCCGACAGAGAUUCCGACAGUAAUGACUCAUCCAGAGAUUCAGAUGAUUUGUCUGCAGAGGAGACAGUGCUCAGUACUAGACAACAAACGAGCAGCAAUUCUGAAGCUGAAAGCGAGGAUGCUGAGCAAAGGUUGAUGGGAACAUUCUCAGAUGUUUCACAAAGCGGGUCUUAUUCGUCGGACAGCAAUGAUGACAUCAACAGUGAUGACAGCGUGAACAUGAUCGGCUUGCACUCGGGCGACACGGACAGCGAUGAUGAAGGCCUCUGGUCCAGGGCCAACGAGAAUGAUGAAGAGGAUAAAGGCAAACUACCUAGUGUACUGUUGAAGUCGAGACCGAAACAUAAUUAUCACAUAUGUAAAGAGAUAAUAAAUCGUGAAAUGGGUUUGAUAUUUCCGUGCGGCAAAUCAGCGAAACAUGAUGUUAUGUUUGAAAAGAGGUUCUACGGCUCACUACAUGCCAUCUAUAGGCUGGACAAAUUACACCAGCUAAAUGAACACAAAGGCUGUGUUAAUUCAAUAAAUUUUCACCCUGAAGGAAAUCUCCUAGCAUCAGGUUCAGAUGAUACAAACGUGAUAGUAUGGGAUUGGGCGCGGAAUAUCGCGCUACAGUCCAUCAAAACGGGUCACAAAUCGAACGUUUUCCAAAGUAGAUUUCUACAUUUAAAUGCGAGAAGUCAAUUGAAUAUUGUCACAUGUGCCAGGGAUGGGCAGGUGCGGCUGCUGCAGUGCCCGCCGGGCGGCGGCGCGGCCGUGCGGCGGCGGCUCGCCGCGCACUCGAGCGCCGCGCACAAGCUGCACGUGUGGGCCUCCGAGCCGCACCUCGUCGUGUCCGCCGGCGAGGACGGGCUCGCCAUGCAGUGCGACGUGCGCGACCAGUUUCCCAUCAGAUUGUUCACAGUGAAGGAUCGCGGUGUGACGAUACCCCUGUACAGCGUCAACGGGCACCCGUUGGAUCCUCGCGAAUUGAUCGUGGCCGGUCGGGACAAAUUCGUUCGUAUGUACGACCGGCGGAAGUCCACCAAACCACUCCUUAUGUACUGCCCAUCGUACUUCACCCAGACUGCCAACCUGAAGAAGACGCCGCGGAUAUCAAUGAUGCACCUCACGUGUGCGGUGUACAACCACGACGGCUCCGAGAUCCUCGGCUCCUACAACGACGAGGAUGUCUACUUGUUUGAUUCCAAAAACGACAUCUAUAACAAAGAAACGAGCGACGAGAAGCAAGGCUUCACGCACCGGUACAGCGGGCACCGGAACAGCGCCACUUUCAAGGGCGUCGCAUUCUUCGGCCCCAAUAGCGAGUACAUCGUCUCCGGCUCGGACUGCUCCUACAUUUACAUAUGGGAGAAGAACUCCGAGUCCAUAGUGCAGUGGAUGCAGGGAGACGUUAACGGAGUUGUAAAUUGUAUAGAAGCGCAUCCUCGUUGUCCCGUCCUGGCGACAAGUGGGCUUGACAAGGACGUAAAGAUCUGGAUACCGAAACGAGAGGAGGACCCCGACUUUGAAGGAUUAGAACGGGUGGUGCGCGACAACAGCACGACGUCGCUGCGCAGCCCGCUGUUCCAUGAUUUCCUGCCGACGCUGUACAGCGCCUGGCGCGGCGACCGCCACCCGCUCGACGGCGACCCGCCCUUCGGCGGCAACAUCGACUUCGACGGCAACGUCUGCACCACCUUCUAACCGACCACGCCUCACCCCCCGCUCCCCGCCGCCAUCGUUUGAUUCGUAAACAUUAAAAUGUACAAAUCUAUUCCUAACCGACUUCGAAAAGAAGGAGUUUUUUAUCACUUGGAGAGUUGCUCGUAGUGAGCGACGUAAAGUCCCGGACCGAGCAUUUCGAAUUUCAUCACGAUUGCUCCUAAUUCUGAGACAGCAUUUCUCACUCUGAUAUAUCGGAGACAUAGAGCGAAGGAUUGUUCGCUUUUACGUCUCCGCGGGGUCAAGAACCGUUCCACUGUCUAGACAAAAAGUUUACAUAUAUGAUGGGCGUUACGAUUACCAACGUGUAUGGAAUUUGACGUGUCAGUGUUUAUAUAAUGAACCAAAUGUCAGUUUAAAAUAGUCAUACUCGUGAACGGAUGCUCCUUGUAGGGACAGGUCAAUUCUAUUUGUUAUAAUUAUUGAUUUGUUAACUUACAACUGAUGUUAUAUUUUUCUUUGUCAAGGUAUUAACCUACAAAUGAGGCCUAUAAAAUCAAAGGCAGUGAAACGCCAUAAAAUCGUAAUAUGAGUUAAUUGUGGCGUUUUUUUUUUUUUGAUAUAUUUUCCUAUUUUUUUUUUAUAUUAAGAUUGAUUGUAAAAUUAUUCUAAUAUUAUUAUAUAUUAUGGCAGAGAAAUAUAGAAAAAUAAAUAAUAAAUUACGAUUAUAUUUAAAUAACAAAAAUUGUAUUGUUUUCUUCGCCUACGCCGACUAUGAAUUCAAUGGGAACAUAAAUACAACCAUGGAAAUCACUCAACUAUAUCGAGAUGUUUGUUUCAACAAAUUUAUUAUUUGAUAAAAAACAGGAAAUAAUUUAUUCAUGACCUACCUGAAUCUAUUUUUAGGAAUGGCAAUUUUAUUUUAAUUAUUAAUAAUAAUAAUAAUACAUUUUUAUUUCGGACUUUUUUGGUCCAUUAAUUUAAAUUAUUGAAAUCCAAAAAUAUUUAUACAGUUAUAUCGUCACAGUCGUAGAAUACUGACGGAUCUGACGAAUAUUACAUAUAUAGAUCCGUCAGUAUUCUACCACUAUGACGAUGUAUGCUAUUAUUCUUAAAAAGAAGUAUAAAUAUAUUGAAGAAGUUGGUAAUUGAGGAGAAUAAAGGGCAAAUGUACAGAUUAAAAAAAAAAUAUCGCUUGGAAAAUGUACACUGACAUCAGAGGCUAAGUUGAAUAACACAUUUUAAGAUUUUUUUUUAUUAAUUAUUGUAUGAAACAAUAAAAAAAAAGAUGUGUGGUCCCGGUAUAGAAUAGGCCAACCAUGCCUUUCCCCUAGGUGUCGUAAAAGUUGACUAAGGGAUGGCGAUGGAUGGGCAGCAGCGUCCCUCUUAAAACAUCCCCAAAGCCUAACUGCGGUUGGCAGUACGCCCCAUCAUACAAUGUUAUUUAUUUAAAAUUGGCACAUAAUUUAAGUUUGAAAUUUGACGAUUCAUUUGUGAUGAUUAAAACAAAUGUUUACUAUAUUAUUCUGUUACUAUUUUUCUUUAUAGCAUUAGGUAAUACUUUUAUAAUAUUGUGGAUUAUUUCAUGGAUUAAUUAUUAUGUAUAACUUUAAAUCGCCUAUUUGUUAUAUGUAGAUAUAUUUAUAUUAGUUCUGAAUAUGUUAAUUAGUUUAUUUUAAUUUAUUAAUGAAGAGAAUAAAUCAACGAAAUCCUAGCCUACUGCAAGGAUGAUUUGUUCAUAUUUUAUAUAAAUGUAAAAAUUCAUAAAUAUGUAUAAUUAUUAUAAUAUUAAUUGUGAUUACCUCCAAAUGUGAACGGAGAAAAAGAAAUUGUAAAGUUAGUCUCAAUUGUAUAAAUAAAUGAUAAUUUUAAAUAUGUAA
This is a messenger RNA of Galleria mellonella (greater wax moth), 4048 nucleotides long. Its product is annotated as DDB1- and CUL4-associated factor 8. Gene Ontology annotation, cellular component: cytoplasm; Cul4-RING E3 ubiquitin ligase complex. Gene Ontology annotation, molecular function: protein binding. The transcript has 11 exons. Lineage: Eukaryota; Metazoa; Arthropoda; Insecta; Lepidoptera; Pyralidae. The coding region runs from base 195 to 2210 and encodes 671 amino acids. The record is from RefSeq and is a predicted model, not a curated record.